Morus notabilis is the source of this 2808-nucleotide messenger RNA. Its product is annotated as putative disease resistance protein RGA3. Gene Ontology annotation, biological process: defense response to other organism. The record is from RefSeq and is a predicted model, not a curated record. The coding region runs from base 1 to 2541 and encodes 846 amino acids. Gene Ontology annotation, molecular function: protein binding; ADP binding. Lineage: Eukaryota; Viridiplantae; Streptophyta; Magnoliopsida; Rosales; Moraceae. The transcript has 2 exons.
AUGGAAGUCGUUUAUGGCACGGCCGUAGAAGUCUUGAAAAGGGUGGCCACUGCUGCGGAGCAAGAGAUUUGCUUGGCAUGGGGCAUGAAAGAGGACCUAAAGAAGCUUGAAAAGACCAUGUCCACCCUCAAAGCAGUGCUCUUAGAUGCCGGGAAGAAGCAAGAACAAAACGAAGCGCUACGAGUCUGGCUGAGGCGGCUUAAAGAUGUCUUCCUCGACGCUCAGGACGUGUUGGGAGAAGUCGAGUGCGAACUCCUAAGAAGAGAAGUGGUGAAGACACAUGGCAGCAUUGGUCGAAAGGUACGCCGAUUCUUCUCGAGCUCCAAUCCCCUUGCGUUUCGGCUUAACAUUGGUCAUCAAAUUAAGGCGUUAAGGCAAGAGUUAGAUGAUGUCGCCAAAGAUAGGAUACAUUUUCAUCUAAAUGAGAAGCAGGAUCUGAUGCAAGGGAGGAGGGAGAUGACAUCUUCUUUCGUUAGGCCCUCAGAAAUUAUAGGUAGAGAUAGUGAGAAAGAAAAGAUCGUUAAUAUGUUAUUACAGAAGAAUCACAAUGAUCUUAUUAUCUCUAUCAUUCCAAUAGUUGGAAUUGGGGGUCUAGGAAAGACUGCACUGGCAAAGUUAGUUUACAAUGAUGACAAAGUCACUCAAGAGUUUGGUUUAAAAAUGUGGGUCUGUGUCCAACAAGAUUUUAAUGUUGCUGAAUUAACGAGAGAAAUUCUCAAAUCUGCUAUUAGUGCAACUAGUACGAUUAAUGAAAAUUUCUCUAUAGAUCAAGCACUGAAAGGAACAAAUGAUAUCAGUAACUUGUCCGUAGAUCUGGUGCAAAUUUUCUUACGAACCACUUUAAAGGAUAAGAAAAUUUUGCUAGUAUUGGAUGAUGUCUGGAAUGAAGAUCGUAGCAAAUGGAACGAGGUGAAAGAUCUGUUGUUGACGGCGUGUGCUAACGGAAGCAGAAUCAUAGUGACAACGCGUAAUUCUUCAGUUGUCUCUGUCAUGGGCACAACCCCAGCACAUAAUUUAGAAUGUCUUUCGGAGGAGAAGUCUCGGUCUUUAUUUUUCAAAUAUGCAUUUGGAGAUGAGCAAUUGGCUGAACAAUUUUCAAAACUUAAAGAUUUUGGUAAGCAGAUUGUUCAAAAGUGCAAAGGGGUUCCUUUAGCAUUGAAGACAUUGGGAAGUUUACUUUCCUCAAGUACUGAUGAAGGUGAAUGGAAAUAUGUGAGGGAUAGUGAGAUAUGGGAGUUGACACAAGUGGAAAAUGAUCCUAUUCUAUCUGCACUGAGAUUAAGUUACAAUACAAUGUCGCCACAAUUGAAACAAUGUUUUGCUCAUUGUUCAAUUGUUCCAAAGAACAUUCGUACGGACAGAUUAGACAUUAUCUGGAUGUGGAUGGCACUCGGCAUCAUUGAGUCACCUAAUGAUAAGAGGGACUUGGAAGAUAUUGGGGAAUCACAUUUCAAAGCGCUUUGUGCAAGAUCAUUUUUUCAAUAUCUUGGUGAUGAUGAGAGGCUUUUCAAUUUGUCUCAAGUAUUUGAAAUGCACGAUUUAAUUCAUCAGCUUGCAAGUUCAAUCAUUAAACAUGAGGUUUACACAGUAAAUUCUGACACUAAAAUGUCGUGUGAUCAGUAUGUGAGAUAUUUGAUGAUCUUUUUAAGAGAAAGUCAUGGUCAGAGCAUCUCAACAAUCUUGCAUAAAUUAAAAAAAGUGCGGAGUAUUUUUCUUGGAUAUGAAACAGAGCAAGAGCUCCCCAGCGUCGAAGAGUGCUUCCUUCCAACAUGCAUCUCGAAAUUUAGAUACUUGCGGCUGUUUGAUCUAAGCUUUUUAUCCUUUGAUGUGUUGCCAACUACAAUCGGCACGCUCAAGCAUUUGAGAUAUCUGAACUUACAAGGAAAUAAAAAGAUAAAGAAACUCCCCAACUCCAUUUGCAAAUUGCAAAGUUUGCAAACUCUGAUACUUUCUAGAUGUUCAGAGCUCGAAGAGUUACCUAAAGAUAUAAGAUAUCUGAUCAACCUCAGAACUCUGUUUGUAACGACAAAACAAACCCACUUUCCGGAGAAUGGAAUUGGACGUUUGAAGGUUCUUCGAUUUUUGGUUAUUUUUCAAUGUCGAAAUUUGAGAUCCUUACCACACGAUAUGAGAUAUUGUGCUACAUUACGUACUCUUCUGAUAGGUGAUUGUGAACAACUUGACUUGGCGAUCGGACCCAAUGAAGUUAUCCCGAUGAGUCUUCAAUCAUUGCUCAUUUGGGACUCACCACAAGUGACUGCUUUGCCCCAUUGGCUACAAGGAGCUGCUCACAGUUUGCAGCGUUUGGGUAUUCGAGGUUGUCCCAACUUGGUUGCGUUGCCAGAGUGGUUUCCAAAUCUCACCUCACUUCAGAAGCUUUUUAUUUUCAUGUGCCCAAAGUUGUCGUUUCUACCAAUUGGGAUGCAACGGCUGACGUCCCUAACAGAUUUGAAGAUUGUGGGUUGCGAUGCAUUGAAAGAAAGAUACAAAUCUGAAAUUUUGAGGAUUGGCCAAUUAUUGCACACGUUCCAAACUUCGUAAUGGCCCAAAUGAUCUUAUUAUGUCCAGUUCUACUGAAUGCUCCAGGAUGGAAGCCUAUAGCUAUUGGAAGCCUCAAGUACCCAGUUGCCAAUGUUGGUGUUGUGUGGUGUUUAAAUAGAAGUAUAAAUAAUUGUUUGUCAUAAGUUUCAGUAUAUUUGUGUGUAUCUAUCAACAUAUUCUUAUAUUUCCCUUGGUCAAUAAUUAGAAUAAUUUGUGUGCUUUUCUAAUUUGAAAGAAUUAAUAAAAUGACUGAAAACAUUUGUGCAA